Messenger RNA from Bacillus rossius redtenbacheri, 2744 nucleotides. It is a transcript of the gene Trxr1, whose product is annotated as thioredoxin reductase 1, mitochondrial. The record is from RefSeq and is a predicted model, not a curated record. The coding region runs from base 164 to 1780 and encodes 538 amino acids. Gene Ontology annotation, cellular component: cytosol; mitochondrion. The transcript has 7 exons. Gene Ontology annotation, biological process: cell redox homeostasis; cellular response to oxidative stress; glutathione metabolic process. NCBI's taxonomy places the organism in Eukaryota, Metazoa, Arthropoda, Insecta, Phasmatodea, Bacillidae. Gene Ontology annotation, molecular function: thioredoxin-disulfide reductase (NADPH) activity; flavin adenine dinucleotide binding; glutathione-disulfide reductase (NADPH) activity.
GGUGGCAAUGGUUGUUCAACUAGAUAUUUUACCAGUCCUAAACCAAUGCCACGGUUGCAGCCAGUAAUUAGAACAGACUUCAUUUCGUUCGGCACGUUUUUGCCGUUUUUACGAGUAAACUGAUCUGGUUUGUCAUUUAUUGACUGUUCUUUAUUUUUGUUAAAUGGCGGUUUUCAAACCGCUGUUCAGUUGUGUCAGAUUUCAGAGUAUAAUACGUGUGAACUGUAAAAUAGGAAACGGAUAUGAUUUUAAUUCAAAAAUCUUAACGCCGAUGGGUGCAAGACUCGGUAGAUUAAUUAGUGCUAAAGCUUUAGGAGACAACGAAUACGACUUGAUUGUAAUUGGAGGAGGAUCAGGUGGCUUGGCAUGUGCUAAGGAAGCAGUUCAGCAUGGGGCUAAAGUUGCUGUCUUGGAUUUUGUGACACCUUCCCCCAUUGGUACAACAUGGGGUCUUGGUGGAACCUGUGUAAAUGUCGGUUGUAUACCUAAAAAGUUGAUGCACCAAGCAGCUCUUUUGGGUGAUGCUAUAAAGGAAGCCAAGGCAUAUGGAUGGGAACUUCCACCAGAGAAUGAUAUCAAGCACAGUUGGGAAAAGCUUCGGGAAGCUGUUCAGAACCAUAUCAAAUCUGUGAAUUGGGUUACUCGAGUUGAGCUGAGAGAAAAGAAAGUCGAGUACAAGAAUGCACUCGGCUCGUUCGUUGAUAGCAAUACAAUAAAGGCUGUCCUUAAGAACGGCAGUGAAACCAUUCUUAAAGCAAGUAAAUUUGUAAUUGCUGUUGGUGGCCGACCAAGGUAUCCCAACAUCCCAGGAGCCUUAGAGCUCGGCAUAUCGAGCGAUGAUUUAUUCAGCUUGGAAAAGCCGCCUGGCAAGACGCUUGUGGUUGGAGCAGGAUAUAUUGGCUUGGAGUGCGCUGGUUUUCUGAACGGCCUGGGUUAUGAUGCGACCGUUAUGGUGAGAUCUCGUCCCCUGAGAGGUUUUGAUGCAGAGAUGGCCGACUUUGUGACACGAGAGAUGCAGACAAAAGGUGUCAACUUCCUCUUCAAGUCCAUUCCAAAGUCUGUUGAAAAGCAGGCUGAUGGCAAGUUGCUAGUGAAGUGGACUAAUCUCUCCAACAAAACUGACUCCUCCGACACAUUCGACACCGUGCUGUUUGCCAUUGGUCGCAGACCUUUAACAGACGAGUUGAAUGUGUCCGCCGCUGGGAUCAAAGUAACCGAGAAUGGAAAAAUCAAUGCCCAUAAUGAGCAGACAAAUGUCGAUAACAUUUAUGCUGUAGGUGAUGUUUUGCAUGAAAAGCCUGAGUUGACUCCCGUGGCCAUCCAUGCGGGCAGAAUGCUAGCAAAGCGAUUAUUUGGUGGUCGGAAGGAACCAAUGGACUACGAAAAUGUAGCGACUACAAUUUUCACACCAUUAGAAUAUUCAACUGUUGGAUUUAGUGAAGAAAAUGCAAUUAAAGUUCAUGGUGAAGAGAAUAUAGAAGUUUAUCAUGCGUUCUACAAGCCUACAGAGUUUUUCAUUCCACAGAAGAAUAUUGAAAACUGCUAUCUGAAAGUUGUGUGUCUGCGGGAAGCACCUCAGAGAGUGAUUGGCCUGCAUUUUGUCGGGCCCCAGGCUGGAGAAGUUAUGCAAGGCUAUGCAGCAGCCAUGAAGAGCGGUCUGACGAUGGAGACCUUGCAGAACACGGUGGGCAUCCACCCGACUGUGUCCGAAGAGUUCACGCGCGUCCGCAUCACGAAGCGCUCGGGGCUGGACCCGCACCCCGCCAGCUGCUGCAGCUAGAGGCCGUGUCGACACGGCCCGGCACGCACCCACAGUUCCUCUUUGCUUGCUCUCUGCGCCCGCUACGUGCUAUGACAUGCAGUUGUCUGUACUCGUGAUAGUUAUCUUCACACACACAGAAUAGUAUUUUAGAAUUACUAAAUUUUCAGUCGUCGUAGCGAUUCUGCACUGCUACUCAAGACCGAGUGAAUUCAAAAUGUUAUGAUUUUAGGAGAAUCGAAUAAAAUCCAGGGUUAUUGUAAGACAUAGAUUCCGAAUUCAUACAUGUAUGUACGAAAGAUAAAUAAAACUAGAUACCUAAUCUUGCAGAUAGUUGUAGAUUCAUUUUAGCUUCUCCUGAAUAUCUUAAAUUUUUGAAUUCUCCUCUCUUCCAUAUCAUCGUAGAAUCGUCUGAUCAAAAUUUAUGUUUACAUUGUUUAACUAGCACAAUGUUAAUAUAUGAAACUAAUAAUUUGUCAAAUAUAUUGUGUGUAUUAUUGUAUUUGGUUCAUGUCUUUAAUAAUUACUUGUAUGAAUUUGUUGGUAGCAUAAAUCAUAUGGCUAUAAUUUAUAAUAUAGAUUUACAUCUUGUUAAAAAUAAUAUUUCAAUUUCACAUUUGUUAACUAAUUUCUCAGGAAUGAUGUUACAAAUAUUGAAACUUACAACUUUUACUGCUAUCGGUAAACUUUUAAAUGUGUUUAAUUAUUUUGAAUUGUGAUGGAACUUUUUUCCAGUGGUAAAAUUUUUGGCUGUUUUCACAUUUUUAAAUUUAUUUUGAAAAUGAAAUUUCAAGAAUUAAAAAAAAUAUUAAUGUGCAGCGUAAUUGAUCUGAGGGAUAAUAUACAUACCUUAAGAGAAUUUAUCUUGUAUUGUUUGUGAUGAACAUGUACUUUUGCAGUGAUCCAAGAUAUUUAUAUCAGCUGCAAUCCUUUUGUACAGACUGGUGGUUGGUUGUCAUAUUAAAUUACUUUUGUACCUUUAAAA